AUGCCCGCAAUCGUAGCUGACGGCGGGAUGACCGAUAUAGGGACCGACAGUCCAAGACUGUCGUACGAUGCAUCCGGUCCGCCUACGCCUGCGGCGUCGAUACUUUCUCGACAAGCUCAGUCACCUUCGAGUUUAUACCAGAGCUGCGUUCAGUUGCGAAAGCGCUUAACUAGUGUACCUGGGUUCAGCGCCGAGUUUCUUGAGCGGGCCUAUCCACCCACGCCAACGCUCAGCACCCCAUCCACACCCGACUCUGUCAGCUCGUUUACAUCUUCCUCGGCCUCUGCACCGUUUUCUGACCCUGUCUCGCAUUUGUGGCAGUGUUUCCGUCUUGGUUCACCGUUGUGUGUACUGUUUAACCUAUAUGCUGUACAUACCAACCAAGCACCGAUUCCAUUGACAGUGGAAUCCAAACUAAGCGAGCUGAAUUCGUGCAAAGCUCUCGUUAUGCGCUUCGUAAUAGCGCUCAAAGAGCGGUUUGGAUGGGAGCCUGAUCAAACGUUUACUGUGUCACAACUCUAUCUCAACGAUACGAACGGAUUUGUUCGCGUGGUUCGUACUGUGGACCGACUGCUGGAUGUCAUGAAUCAAGUUGGAUUGCUCAUGCCGCCGGCUCCGGAACGCCCCUCGCUGGAACGCCAGGUUUCAUCGACCCGAGACAAACGCGAGUGGAUCAGCAAAGAACUCCUAGAGUCUGAGCGUAAAUACGUACACGAUAUGGAAGUGUUGCAAAACUAUGUAUCGAUGUUGGGGAGUACAGACACACUUCCCUCAGAUACCAUCUACCGCAUGUUCGGCAACUUGGAUCAGUUGGUCGACGUGCAACGCCGCUUCCUCAUUUACCUCGAGGAGAGUGCUGAGCAGCCCGUGGAGCACCAACGCCUUGGUCAUAUCUUCCAUGCGAUAGAAGAAGAAUUCUCUGUGUACGAAUCGUAUUGUGCCAACUAUCCCAAGGCCCUCGAAUCGAUCACAGAGUUGCUUCCAACGCUCUCCCAAGUGGGUCAGCGCUCGAGCGCCCAGCAGCACUACUUGGAGCCGACGUAUGAACUGCCCAACUACCUCAUCAAGCCUGUCCAGCGAAUCUGCAAAUACCCCCUGUUUUUGGAGCAGCUGCUCAAGAGUACGCCAGAGCAGGCGCCAGAGCGUGGCGAGCUGAGCACUGCAUUGACGACGAUCCGGCGUAUUACUGACAAGGUGAAUGAGACGCAGCGGGCCCAGGAAAACAAACAGUUGGUCCAUGAGCUGGAGCGACGUGUAGAAGAUUGGAAGGGGCACUCCCUCAAGACCUUUGGCGCGUUAUUAUUGAGUGAUACCUUUGUGGUCAGCAAGGGGGAGUCGGAGCGUGAGUUCCGUGUCUACUUGUUUGAGCGGAUUUUGCUAUGCUGUAAAGACUUGUCGUUGUCGCAGCCUAUGGCUACGACGCCCAGUCGCAGUCGAUCCAAGAGUGGGUCGCGGUUACGGCAACGCUCUGCCAGUGUGAGCGAAGGAAGCGUGUCCAAGCGCGCUUCAACUGCGCCGCUGCAACUCAAAGGCCGAAUUUUUAUGAACAACAUUGUGGGCAUUCAUGUCCUUACCAAGACGGAGCCCACGGAGCCACCUCACACACUCUAUGCACUGCAAGCCUGGUGGCGAGGGGAAGCUGAAGUCGAGUCGUUCUGCCUCAAGUGCCGGAACGAAGAGCAAUUGCGGCUUUGGCAGGCGUCCAUCCAAAAGCUCUUGGACGAGGUGCGGCUGCGCCGCGAGUCGGCGUCGACCUCUACAUCCGCGUUGCCUUCACAGGCAUCCACGCCGACCACGCCGUAUCCGAGCGCCGUCAACCCGUUGCAACAAGGACGUGGUGCGUUUAUGCAAGUCUCUACACCAGUGGUGUCGAUGCCGAACGAAAUGUGGGCGAUGCGGGCGCCGACCAGCCGCAGUAGCAGUGGCGACGAUCAUUCGGAAAUGAUGAUUCGCUCGCGAUCAAACAGCUCCGCGGCCGUCGGUCCUGUUCCCGCACAGCUCUCGCGCUUGAUAACGGAGGAUGCGGUGCAAUCUGAUGGUACGCCGUCGCCACUCGAUGGGGCAGAUACCCCGGUUUCUAAGAGUGCGCUGAGCGCGACGCCAGGAACGCCAGGGUCCACGACAGCGGGCCUCCCGUCAGGGACCACGCCUACGCCUGUGCUUCUGGCUGCGUCGCGUUUAGCCCGUCGUCAAAUGUCUCUCACACAAGCGUCCACACCUCCUAUGGCUGCCUUUUCGCCACCAGCCCGUGCUGCUUCGCUGAGUAUGCCACACCACUCAUUCCGCUCCAAUACCGAGUUCCUUGAGAAGGAAAUGAGUGCGAUGAAAUUGAAUGCUAGCAGCCCACAAGUCCCACCGCCGACGUUGCGUGGGUUUGCUGCUGCGCGCGGUGGUCCUUCGCCUUUGCGCUUAGACAGUGCGCUGAUGCAGCGCACAGCGUCGGAUAGUAUGGCGAUGCGCUCUGCCACCACGCCAGGCCCCGGGACGGCCAACUCGAUGUUCCAGACGCCUAUGUUUGGUAUGACGCCACAUCAAGCGCCUAUGACGGAUGCAGGCACGAUGCCCCAGUCGCCGGGCGGUACUGAUUGGAACUCGUACUUCCCCGUGGUCCCUUCCACGUCGUCGCAUGGCAGCAGCACAGCGCCCGUGGUGCCGACACCCAACAUGAGAACCGCCUCCAUGCAGUCAUACAUGGACUCGCCGUUUGCAUCGCAGCUCCCUAGCGGCGCACAAACGCCUAGUGAUGCGCCGGGUAUGGAAGCGCGGCACAGCAACGCUUCGAGUUUCUCCAUCAGCGCUGCGAGUAUCCACAGCCGACAUCGAUCUGAGACACAUUCGCCUGCGCGUGGAUCCAUGCUGCUUGUGCGUAUCAAGUACGGGACAAUGCGAACAGAGUUGGCCGUACCGACAUCUAUCCCCUUUGCGACGCUCAAUACGAGCGUCCAUGAAAGUGUAGGCUUACCGCCUCACGCGCAUACGCGCAUGUAUCAUAUUGACAAUGACGGUGAUCGUGUUAUGCUCCUCGAUGACGACGAUAUGGCGACAGCGAUGGAGUAUGCACGACGUCAUGAGCAUAUCCUUCCGUUGGUCAUCGAGUGA
Messenger RNA from Malassezia pachydermatis, 3099 nucleotides. RefSeq names its product cdc24-gtp gdp exchange factor for cdc42p. The record is from RefSeq and is a predicted model, not a curated record. Gene Ontology annotation, cellular component: division septum; nucleus; cytoplasm. Gene Ontology annotation, molecular function: protein binding; guanyl-nucleotide exchange factor activity. The transcript has a single exon. NCBI's taxonomy places the organism in Eukaryota, Fungi, Basidiomycota, Malasseziomycetes, Malasseziales, Malasseziaceae. Gene Ontology annotation, biological process: septin ring organization; establishment of cell polarity; intracellular signal transduction. The coding region runs from base 1 to 3099 and encodes 1032 amino acids.